AUGAAGAGGAGUCUGAGAGUUUGCACAGCAACACUUUUUUCAUUUUUAAUCAUCACUGCGGAGGCCGUGCUCACAUACGAUCCACAAAUCAAUUAUUUUGAUGGUACAAGUUAUACAGAUAAUUGUCGUUCGAAAUUGGAACGUCGUGUUUCUGGUCUAUCAGGCUUAUUGAUAUCGCAUCAACUGUAUGGCACACUGCCGUAUAAUGCGUCAAAGAAUUGCUUUUUACUCAUCACUGCACCGGUUGGAUAUCGAAUUCGUUUACGAGUUCUGGAUUUUAAUGUACUUGGUGAUCCGCAGAACUGUGAUAAGGAUACUCUACAUGUUUUUGACCAUGAGAAAGCGAUUGACCCGAGCACUUUGCAUGACGCAACCCCUGAAGAUACUUCGCCGGGCCCGAUUGUUGGUCAGUUUUGUGGCAUCAUACGGAAUGCGAGUGAACUGGCCAUUUCUAGUGAGAAUGCUCUCACUUUAUGGUGGCAUUCGGAUGCGGAUUUACCACCGAAUCAUAGCGGUGAAGGUUUCCGACUUCUGUGGUCUGCUUUCCGAAAAUCGAACUCUGAACCUUGUAACACUCAACGUGAAUUCACAUGCGCCAAUCACGAAUGUAUUCCGUCUGAACUCGCCUGUAACCGUUAUCCGGACUGCAAGGAUGAAUCAGAUCUGUCACGUGAACGUCAAAUCGCACAUCGUUGUGACUUUCUGGACGACGAUCCGUUGGGUUCCUUAACAGGCUUGACAUUACUGCUGAUGUGCAUGGCGGUGGUGAGUUGCUGUGGUUGCUUAUGCGUGUGUGCAUGUGUUUGUUGUAAGUGUAUGAAGCGAACAGAGAAGAGUUGUCGUCACACAACCACUAGCCAAGCACGCACUAACGGUGCUCAUCAGCGACUGCCAUGUUGUGCUGCAGCAGGUUUCAGUGCGGAGUUAAGUGAACCGAUGGUCACCAAUUCAAAUGAAUCGAAGGGUGCUGCUGCUGCUGCUGCUGCUGCUGCUGCUGCUGCUAUCAACCAAAGACUAAUUCAACAACCAACACCGCCCGCAUUCUAUCCACCAUCACCACCCAAACAAACACCUUCGGUUGGCAACACUACCGCUACAGCUACUUCAGCUCAAGCUGCUGCCACAUACUCUCCACAGAGGACACGAUUGAGCAGUGGCCUGUCAGUUGGUUGUGUGGGCGGCGGCAACGGCACAAAUGCUUUUCCUACAGCACAACAGAUACGCUACAAUAAGCAAGCAUUGCCUCAAUAUCCCCAAGCACUGAUUCUUUCGAGUGAUUAUGGUACACCGGCAGAACAUGCCAAUUUGUGUACAAAUACAGAUUAUACGUAUCCACGAAAUGAAGCUCGACACUUGCUUAUCUAG
Anisakis simplex (herring worm) is the source of this 1365-nucleotide messenger RNA. Lineage: Eukaryota; Metazoa; Nematoda; Chromadorea; Rhabditida; Anisakidae. The record is from the annotation of a GenBank genome assembly.